Molecule: messenger RNA, 2370 nt
Organism: Coniosporium apollinis CBS 100218
Lineage: Eukaryota; Fungi; Ascomycota; Dothideomycetes
Exons: 6
Coding region: 1-2370 (789 amino acids)
Biological process (GO): xylan catabolic process; arabinan catabolic process
Cellular component (GO): plant-type cell wall
Molecular function (GO): alpha-L-arabinofuranosidase activity; xylan 1,4-beta-xylosidase activity
Source: RefSeq, a predicted model, not a curated record
AUGACACCCAUACUUGCAUUCGCCGCGUUGAUGCUGGCUAGUGCGACCUCUGCUUUCCCCUUUGGCUUCCCAGACUGUGUCAAUGGACCUCUUUCGAACAACACAGUAUGCGAUACUACCGCCGAUCCUCUUAAUCGGGCCACUGCCUUAAUCAGUCUCUUCACGACGGAAGAGAAGCUUAACAAUACCGGCAGUGUUAGUCCUGGGGUGGCUCGUCUCGGUCUACCACCGUAUCAAUGGUGGCAGGAAGCGUUGCAUGGAGUUGCCUUGUCCCCCGGCGUUAAUUUUAGCACCUCUGGCAACUACUCGUAUGCGACGUCUUUUCCACAGCCCAUCCUUUUGGGUGCGACUUUCGAUGAUGCUCUAGUCAACUCCGUUGCAACGAUUAUUUCCAUCGAGGCUCGUGCCUUUAACAACGAUGGCAGAGCCGGCUUGGACUUUUGGACUCCCAACAUCAAUCCUUUCAAAGAUCCCCGUUGGGGCCGCGGCCAAGAAACUCCUGGAGAAGACCCAUUCCAUCUGUCGUCUUAUGUGCGCGCAUUGAUCGAUGGAUUGCAAGGGGGCUAUGCUCCGAAGUACAAGCGUAUCGUGGCAACUUGCAAGCACUGGGCCGGGUAUGACUUGGAAACGUGGAAUGGUAAUUUCAGAUACCAGUGGGACGCUCCUAUCUCUACCCAGGAUUUGGUCGAGUAUUACGCGCCUCCUUUCCAGACUUGCGCACGUGACUCCAACGUUGGCGCUUUCAUGUGCUCGUAUAAUGCGGUCAACGGCAGACCCACCUGUGCCGAUCCAUACCUCCUGCAAACCAUUUUGCGUGAGCACUGGGAUUGGACAAAUGAGCAGCAGUGGGUCGUAAGCGAUUGCGAUUCUAUCCAGAACAUUUACCUACCACAUGGGUACGCUGCAACGCGUCCGCAAGCCGUUGCCGACGCUCUGAACGCAGGUACAGACCUGAACUGCGGAACUUAUUACCAAACCUAUCUGCCGGCCGCGCUGGAGCAAGGGCUUAUCAACAUCACAACAUUGGACCGAGCGCUGAUUCGGCAGUACUCUUCGCUGAUCCGCCUUGGCUACUUUGAUCCGCCUGAUGUGCAGCCAUACCGUGCGCUCAACUUCGGCGAUGUCAACACGCCGCAAGCUCAACAACUCGCUUAUCGAGCCGCCGUCGAGGGCAUUGCUUUGCUUAAGAAUGACGGGACGCUACCGCUUUCUAUAACACCCGAGACUUCCAUUGCGAUGAUCGGGGAUUGGGCCAAUGCAACGACACAGAUGCUAGGCAACUACCAUGGCAUCCCUCCUUACCUGCACAGUCCGCUCUGGGCCGCACAGCAGCUCAACGUCACAGUAAACUACGCUGCAGGUGACAGUUCCCCGGGGAAUCCAACCACCAACAACAACUUGCAUGUUUACGCCGCCGUAAAUAAGUCCGACAUCAUUAUCUUCGCCAGCGGCAUUGACAACUCCGUUGAGGCUGAAGACAGGGACCGCCAUAGCAUUGCAUGGACUGGCAACCAGCUGGACCUGAUUGGGCAGCUUGCAGCCUACGGCAAGCCAAUGAUCGUCCUGCAGAUGGGUGGUGGACAGUUGGAUUCCAGCCCAAUUGCCAACAACCCUAACGUUAGCGCGCUGCUAUGGGGCGGUUACCCAGGCCAAGACGGUGGCCUCGCAAUUAUGGACAUCCUAACCGGCAAAAAAGCGCCAGCAGGCCGUCUACCCCAGACGCAGUAUCCAGCAGACUACAAUGCCCAGGUCCCAAUGACAAACAUGUCCCUUCGUCCAGGCCUUAACAACCCCGGCCGGACCUACAAGUGGUACACCGGCAAGCCAAUCUUCGAUUUCGGCUAUGGACUGCACUAUACCAAUUUCAGCGCCUCGAUCAACCCUCUCGAAGCCACAACCUUCAACAUCUCCAGCCUCGUCACAGGUUGCAACGAGAGGUACAUGGACCGCUGUCCCUUCCACUCCCUUUCCGUAAAUGUGACGAACACCGGCGAAACCACGACUUCCGAUUACUCGGCCCUCGGUUUCCUCACCGGCUCCUUCGGCCCAAGGCCAUACCCCAAGAAAUCCCUCGUCGCGUAUCAGCGUCUAUUUGACAUCUCCCCGGGCGCUACGGCCACGGCAGUGCUUAACCUUACGCUUGGCAGCCUGAGUAGGGUUGACGAGAUGGGCAAUCGCAUACUCUACCCUGGAGACUAUGCCAUGAUGAUCGAUACGCAGCCGCUUGCAAUGCUGAACUUCACAUUGGUUGGAGAACCAGCGAUGUUAGAUCAGUGGCCGCAGCCGCCGCCGAGGGUGCCGCAAAAUAAUACGGGGAAUUAUUUCGUUGGCGGGUUCGAUGGCACGGGACAGUCCGUGGUUUAUUCGUAG